AUUCGAUAAGAGUAGAAAACUCAAUCAAGAUCACGUGAUGUGAAAGAUGGCGGGCAGACCUUCGUCUGCUCCUACUGCUAUUCCACAACUAAAAGACUUUGUAUUCACAGAAAAACUUGGCAGUGGAACAUACGCGACUGUUUAUAAAGCUUACAGAAAGACUGGUGUUAGAGAAGUUGUUGCAGUGAAAUGUGUUUUAAAGAGCAGCUUGAAUAAAACAUCAACCGAGAAUCUGCUUACAGAAAUUGAACUACUUAAAAAACUUAAACAUGAGAGUAUAGUGGAACUUAAAGAUUUCAGGUGGGAUGAUGGGUAUAUAUAUCUUAUUAUGGAAUAUUGCAGUGGUGGAGACCUUAGUCAUUUUAUUAGGAAAAAGAGAGCUUUACCUGAGCAGAUUGUAAGACGAUUUCUACAACAAAUUGCCCAAGCUAUGAAGUUUUUAUGGGAUAACAAUGUGGCACAUAUGGAUCUAAAACCACAAAAUAUACUUCUAACGUCUACAACUAAUCCUAGAUUAAAAUUAGCAGAUUUUGGUUUUGCUAAGAAUCUAUAUGAUGGUGAUACAUUGUAUACAAUGAGAGGAUCACCAUUAUAUAUGGCACCAGAAAUAAUCUGUCAUGGUACAUAUGAUGCUAGAGUAGAUCUCUGGUCUAUAGGAGUCAUCUUAUAUGAAUGUUUAUUUGGAAGAGCACCAUUUGCAUCAAAAAGUUUUAAGGAAUUAGGAGCAAAGAUUUGGGAUCAUAAGUCUGUUGAGUUACCCUAUGGUGUAGAUAUAUCUGACAAAGCUAGAGAUCUCGUACUUAGAUUAUUAAAGAGAAACCCUGAUGACAGAAUAUCAUUUGAGGAAUUCUUUGCACAUCCAUUUGUAGAUCUGUGCCAUACACCAAAUUCCAAGGCCCUUGAGAAAGCUACUGCAUUAGUAACUAAAGCCUGUGAACAUGAUAAAGCCGGUGAAUAUGAAGCUGCUGUUAGAUUAUAUUUUGAAGGUUUAGAAUAUUUUAUACCAGCUAUUCAUUAUGAAGAAGAUUCAAAUAGGAAAAAUAUUUUACGUAGAAAGGUUAAAGAAUAUAUGAAGAGAGCAGAAGUAUUAAAACAGUUAUUAAAACCAGGUCAUUCACCAGAACAUACAUUACAAGGUAUAAAACAAGAAUUAACAGAUUCCACCAAUCAACAAUCACAACAGUCAAUGGAUUCUGAUAAAUUAUCUACAUUAAUGGAACUAUGUAGUGAUCACAGUGAAUUUUUAGCCGCUUUACGACUUAUAAAAGCUGCAUAUCAUGAGAUAGAAAAAGAAGAGUUUGAACAAGCUUUAAAACAUUAUGAAAUGUCACUUGGUGCAUUACUCAAAUUAUUACCAGGUGAAGCUGCUGGUCCUAGAAAAGAUAUGUUAAAUAUUGAGAUACAGAAGUGGAUGUCAGAAGCUGAAUCAAUCAAGUCCUAUUUAUCUGUUCAAAGAUUAAAAACGAACAAUUCGUCACAAGAAGAGGAUGAAACUCAUCAAAGUUAUAUGAAUCAGUGUAAUGUACAGUGAAUAUAAAACAGUAAUUAUGCAGCUGUAUAGAUGAUGGCUGUAUCAGGUAAAUCUUGCCAUGUGACUGUUUAAUUAUAAGUAUUGGAAUCAGAAUAAUGUUUUAUAAAGAGUACAUAACCAGAGGAUGAAUGAAACUAGAUAUAUUGAUCUUAUAAUUGUUGACUCACUCAAUAAUUCACAGUGAUAAGAAGAAGCUUAAUGCAUAAUGAUGGAUUAAAUGAUUCACAUAUGAAUUGUUUAAUAAUAAUUUGUUGAUAUGUUAAGCCAUUUGCCCUUUUUCUUUAAGUUGACAUAUAUCAUAUUAUGUAUUAAACACGCGGUUGACAAGUACAUGGAAAUCCGCAAAAGGUGUGUCUAAAAGUGGGAAAAUAGGGUACAAAUACCUACCUUAACUCUUCUCUAGUCUUAGAGUCCUAGAUCAUGUUGAACUGAUCAUAACAACUAUUUAUUGACAAAAAAAAUAAGUUUGAAAUAGUUAAACAUCAUAUAUACUAUCAUCUAUAUAUUCAGUUUAUUGGGUUGUAUUAGUGGCUUAACGCCUCAUGUAAGACUUUCGGGUGCACCAUAUAAAAAAAACUCCACUACAUUAUGUUUAUUAAAACCAUA
Molecule: messenger RNA, 2137 nt
Organism: Patella vulgata (common limpet)
Lineage: Eukaryota; Metazoa; Mollusca; Gastropoda; Patellidae
Product: serine/threonine-protein kinase ULK3
Exons: 15
Coding region: 47-1531 (494 amino acids)
Biological process (GO): autophagy; protein autophosphorylation; autophagosome organization
Cellular component (GO): autophagosome; cytoplasm
Molecular function (GO): protein serine/threonine kinase activity; ATP binding
Source: RefSeq, a predicted model, not a curated record